GACCGUAAAAUACCAAUAGCAUUCAUAAAUUAUUCAUAUUACUAAUUGACAUCGUAUUGCUUUCUAUGGGGAACAAGGUAGGAAUCGGGCUGGAUUUUUGUAAGUCUAGUAUUGACCAGACCUAUCAAUUUCAAAAUGUAUGGGUUUAUCCGCACCCAAUCCAAAAUUCAUCAACUUAAAUCCAACUUACCACAUAACAAGUAUGGAUAUUGAGAAUUUGAGAUACCCGUCUCAAUUUGAUAUGCUCUCAUUUCCAAGUAAUCCCCAUUCUUGAGUUCUAUGGUAAGUAGGGGUGGCUAUUGGUCUGGUCUUUUUGAUUUUAUCUAAAAUCGGACCGUAUGAGCGACAUCGGAUCGGGACCAGAUAUCAAACAAUCCAAUCUUAUCUUCGAACUAAAAUUUGAGGUUAAAAAAUCGUUUGUGACCGAACCGAAAAUCGGAUAAAGACCGGAUAAGAGAGCCCAAUAUCCAAAACUUAACCAACUCCUCACCUUUUGAUGCCUCAAGCCACUCAAAUCCUCACAAGUUCAAUCUAAAAUCAAGAUCGAAUUGAGAUCGGACCGGAUCAAGACCGGACUGUACCCAAUCCAAUUUUUUAUCCUUAUAUUCCCGAAACACCGGACCGAGACUGAAUCAAUUUUGGCCAAUUCAACCGGACCGUACCGUAUAGCGGGGUUAAUGUACUUAUUUCCCAGAUGAAAUGAAGACCAUAUAAAUCUCUGUAAUAGUGUCAUCCCUCAAGUAGGUGACGAAGACCCAAAUACAAUGGUCUCUAUCUUCAUUUACGAAAAAUUAAUAAUUAAGCGCAGAGUUCUACUACUGGUUAAUUCCCAAAAUAAUGUUUUUUCUAAUUUAACAUUAAUAUGGUGGUUUUAAAAGUAUUUAUACAAAUAUUGUGUUUUGUAAAGAAAACAUAGCGAGCCCGCCUGAGACUCAGGCGAAGGCGCUUUAUAAAUUUUUUAGUUCAAGGUGCCCGAGAUUGCGGCGUCUGCGUUGUUUUUUUGGUUUUCGUCAGUGGGAAAUUUUCCAAAAUCGUUGACCAGCGGGAGCGCCAGAGACUGAGGCGAUGACUCCACCAGCGGGGGCGCCCGAGACUGAGGCGGGUUCGCUGCCUACCCACAGCCACUCCGGCAUUAUAAACAAGUGAUUUCCUUUCAGUUGCUCACCACAAAAAAUCUAUGUUACGAAGUUAGACGAGAGAAGCUCUGUUAGUUACUGCAAAGAUGGCUAAUAGGUAAGACUUAAGAGACACAUCUAUUUUUUAAUUAUAUUCUUCAAAUGCUAUUAUAAUUUUAUUUAGUUAGUAAUUAGUGAGUUUGUUUUUUUUAUGUAGUGAUUUUAAAAGAUUUGAACUAGUCGUUCGGUGGAAAUCAGAGAAAGUAGAGUACAAUUUGAGCGUCCAUUUCGUUGGUGAUAGAAGUUUUUAGUUGACGGUUACAUUCAGGGUGACAUAUCACAAACUUUGUGAGAAUCUAAUUCCGAGAAUACGACAUAAAGACGAAGUAGUACAAGAUAGUGAUGUAAUCACAGGUUUCAGUUACUAUCUUCCAGAAUGACACAAUGGUGUUUUAUUUCAUUAUGCGAUGCUUAUUGUGGAUGAUGAUAGAUUGAAUGUGCUUUUCGAUUUUAUGGCACAAAAUCUUUAUUGUUUGGGUGUUGAGAUACAUGCUGAGCUCAGUGAGGAUCGGGAUGGAGAGGAAGAAGAUGAGACAAUAUGGAGCGUGUCAUCCGAUCAUGAUGACAGAGAGGAGGAGGAAGAUGGGGAAGGAGAGCAACCUAAUUAUCCUCCAUAUUAUUACUUGGACGGUAAUGAAGAGGACGGCGAAUUAUCAUAUGCCGGCUCAUAUGGCGUAAUUCCAAUGCCUAUUGUUGUUGGUUUUGAAGGAGAGUUCUACAAGGGGCUGAUAUUUCACUCGAAACAAGCUGCACAGGUGGCGAUUAAAUACCGCGCACUACAACGCAACUUUCAAUAUGGCGUGGUGAAGUCGUCACCUUCAAUCUGGAAGGUCAGAUGCUUGAAGCACGGAUGACAAUUGUCCUUGGAUGGUGCGGUUUGAUGUCGAGAUGUUGGAAGUGAAUGUACUGUGAGAAAGGCCGAGUAUGUGCAUUCUUGUAGCAGUACGACCUCGUUUUCCCAAACUAAGUCGACACGAUGUUGACCAUGUCCCCAAAGAAGUACCGAAUCGACCGGAGCUAGAUCAAUUAUCGCAGGUGGUGGUUUCAUGGAAUAACUGUCCAUAAACCUA
Molecule: messenger RNA, 2245 nt
Organism: Linum trigynum
Lineage: Eukaryota; Viridiplantae; Streptophyta; Magnoliopsida; Malpighiales; Linaceae
Source: the annotation of a GenBank genome assembly